AUGCUUAAAACUGUUCUGUGGUCUCUCCUCGUGGCUUUAUUUAACAGUGCAGUAGAAACAGAGGCGAGGACUGAAGGUAGGUUCAGACAAUAGUGCUUUACAACAUGAUUUCUUUCCAAAGUUUUAACACAUUUCAAACCAAGAGUGUUCCAAAUGAUUUUUUGAUUACUGCAUCCUCUGUUGCGAGAUUUUACAUUAGUAGACGAAUCCUGACGUAAAAACUGAGCCAGCCGCUACAUUUAGCAAGGUUCUUAAGCUACGUGAAAUAUCUACAACAGCACAGCCGAUUAUGAUCAAUAGCCGAAAUCGACCCUUUCAGAACCAUGAGCAUAUCAUCUCAAUUUGAAAAAGUCGUCGUUUUUUUUUCUCUCGCGUAGUAUCCCACUCAAUUUCUUAUAAGUUCAGAAGGAAAAUGUCUCGUAGCUGACGCCUUAUAGUUCUGCAUUAUCACUCAGCACAUGGCUGUCUGAAUUAUUGUCUCGAAAUGCACACCGAAAUGCUGACUCACUGAUGACUAAAGUUGUCGACUGAGCAUGAAUUAAGCCGCCUUGCGGAAAUCAUCGGCAAAACAGGGCUGUUUGGCAAAACCGCUUCCAUCACGGAAGAAUGAAAAGUACUAGAAUAAAAAUAGCAACCAACGCAACAUCGAAAAGAAAGAGAAAAGGGGGUGAGUUUAUGAGAAAGAGUGGUGCUGCAGAGGUUGAGGGUAUAACAAGAUAAUUUCAGUGGUUUAUCAACUGAUUGAAAAUGUAUAAAGGGGUAAGUUUCUAAAGAAACUGUGGUGCUGCGUCGGUGGGAGAGUAUAGCAGGUAAUUUAGUGUUAACAACUGGGUUGAAAACGCAAAUUAGCCACCGUAAAGGGUAAAAAAGCUGACGUUUCGAGCGUUAGCGCUCUGACGAAGGGCUAACGCUCGAAACGUCAGCUUUUUUACCCUUUACGGUGGCUAAUUUACGUUUUCAACCCAGUUGUUAACACUAAAUUACCUGAUUGAAAAUGUAGUCAACCAUCGUAAAGAGUUCGGACUUGAGCCGAGAAAUAGGCCCAUAAAACGCGAAAAAGGACUAGGCUAAUAUCCAGCAAUCUUGACCGAACAAGCUUAGUCAACAAAGAAUUUAUAAUGUCUCGUUUGUUUGUUUGUUUCAAGCCUCCACGUCAUGCAAUAUUUUUGUUCUUACGGGGAUCAAAGCGGGCAGUCUGGAGCGGGCAAGAUGGGAAUUAAUGAAACUGUUUUUAUUAUCGGCUAUACACUCUACGAGGAUUGAAUCAUGAUGCAAAAUUGGAAUCAUAUUUUAUCCUUUCCCGAAGUCGUUUCAAACCAAACCUCAAAUGUUAACGAAGUCAAGAUUGAUCAUGCACUGAAUGACGGCACGCCCACCAUAGUCUGAUCGAUGUCUCGCCCGAGUGCUUUUCUACCUACAACUAGCCAAUCAUAGGACGAUAUUCUAUCAGGAUUAUUUUAAUUUCCGAAAGAUCAUCCGCCCGUCACUUAAAUGUCAGAGUAGUUUCUAUGGUGAAUUGUGUUACGCAUCCUGUAGGGUAAUCGUUUGUUCGUAGACUCGAUUCCCCCCUUAAACUAGCUAAAUCCUUUGAAUUCUUCUUUUGUCUCUCUGAACUGCUUUCAUCAAGGUAAAAAUAGAGAUAACUCUCUAAAAUCGUUAAAAAAAAAACCUUCAACUCUGUUCUAGAAUCCCACAAAUAAAUGCUGUUUAUAGUCUGACUGCAAAUCAAUUUGAACCUACAUGUGAUUUGGGCUAAUUAAAUAAUCUCCUCUUACAGGUCUCGUCAAUGUGGAUAUAACAGUGAGCACAAGCAAACUGAAGGAAACCAAAGAGUUCUACACAAAGUACUUGAAAUUUAAAGUUAUGAAGGAAACGUCAGGAUUUCUCUCGCUCCUACCCGGGCCAGGUGACUUGCUAUGCUUUGCACACGUUUUUGUAGAAACAAAAGAAGUGACAAGCAGUCUAUGAAGCGAGUUUUUCACGACAGUUUUUUUUGUUCUGACCAGCUGUUGUAACUUGUUUUUUUUUGGUUUUGCGAAACUCAAUCGAAAUGGACUCAAAUUUUGGUUCAUUUUAGUUCUGACCAGCUGUCUUCGUUUUGGGACUGGUGAGCCGAGUUUCUGUUUGUAUCCAUUAUUGUCGCGAAAUAAAUUAUUUUACCCCGCGCUAACAAUGGCCGCUCGCGCGAAAAAAAAAAUUUCUGGCGAAGCGAUUUGCUCACGUUAUCAGCGUGCACUAUCGGGACUUUGAGCACGCUUACGUAUACUGAAUUCGAUUGCACUGCUCUGCUAGCUAUGUUAUAAUUAGAAUUGGCAACGACCCAUAAAGAUUAGUUCGCGCCGGAGAAAACGCGAAAAUGAAACAUCAAGGAGUAACGUGGAGGAAUCGAGCCACUAUAUCAAUGUCUGAACAUGAAAAAUUUCAGUUAAAAUGUGAUUCGAUUUUUCCUUCUCUCAGCUUUCAGGGAGUUAUAAAUUCAAAAUAAUAAAAAGUUCUGCAAACAAAAGUAACUCUUCUAAACCUCAAAAUGACUGAACCUAUGAUUAAAAUCCUGAUGGGACGAGGACACGAUUCCGUGGCUUAUCGUGAAGAACUCAUUUGAUGGAAAUUUUUCAGAGUAACUGAACAAACUGAACAGCAAGUCAUUCAGUACCACGAAAAUACAAGAUUGAAACGUGUAUGGAAGAGCCAAGGAGCUAUGAACGUAAAAGCCAAUUGUCAAAAUCUUUUUUAACAGAAGUUAUGUUCAAAAUUUUUAACCGAAAAUGAAUGUCCAACAUUCAACUUUGAUCUAAAAUUGGACUGAUUUAUCUCUACUUUUGUUUACGGUACAUUGCAGUUGUAUCAUUGCCAUCGAAGGUGGCCCUUGGAAAUAAUUUGAUAUUGAAGAUGGUUCUGUAACAUGAAGUUCAUAUCUAAAGCUUUAACAUAGUAAUGUCUAUUAUGCAAUUUCAAUGGCCUGUCGAAAGGGAAAGGGAUUGCUUUGGUUAUACUUAACUGUGCUUUGUGAUUGGUCGAGAAAACUCAUGCUACUUUUCCAACCAAUCAGAUGCAAAAGUAAAACUGAUCACGACUUGGUCACUCGCGUUUUCCCGCGCUUUGCGCAGUUUGGUGGCUUUUACUUUUAGUUCUCAUUGGCUCUUAAAUAAAGGUAUUUUUCUACGUUCAGAUUGGCCGUUGUGAUAACUUUGGUUUUUGGUUUUACGACACUUAAUCGAAAAGUACUCUAUUUGCACGACUGUAAUUUUGAAGGUAUAUAGAUCAAAAACAGUCUCUAGCUUGCUUUGUUGUUGGUACUUUUCAGGCUGAUUAUGUGUAAUCCGCGUUUUUAUGCGUAAAACUUGAGUAGUUCUCGCAACAGACGCCGAGUUGACACCUCGUUCAAGUUAAAACUUGAUUUGUCCUUCCGACUUUUUAAUAGGUGUUGCCUUUCUUGAUUUCGUCGUGGAGGGUGCAGAACACGCAUGCGCCAGACCUCAGUUGGCAAGGAAUUUUCCUGGGAAAGGCAUGUUUCUUACUUACAAUCUGGGAGAUGUGGAUGCAGCUUGUGAGGAGUUCAACAAAUCUGGAUAUCCGCUGGCCAUGCCAAUAAAAACUGAGCCUUGGUUUGAACGUCAUUGUUACGUCAUUGAUCCAAACGGGAUACCGCUGAACCUAGCUCAUUGGAAUGACACUCCAGCUGAACCAAAAGGUAAAAUAUUACUUAGGGGGAACUCUGCCUUUAGUAAAACACAAAGCUAAUCAAAAGAUUUCUCUCGAGACUGCCACGCUUUGCAGGAGAAGUUUGAGCAGCUUAAGUCUAAAGCGUUUUCGUUUGCAUUUAAAAUGAAAAAAGGGCCUAAAUUACAAAACUGGAAAAAAGAAAAACAGAAAAAAGAACGAGAACAAGCAUAGAUGGGACAACAACAAAAGAAAAAAAAAGAGACAAACAAACAAAAAAUUAAACAAGUUAAAUGGAUUAACGAGAAGCACAAACACGAGAAAAAUUUUCAUUUUGUUAUAAUGAAGUCUACCUAUAUUAUUUAAGGACUAAAAGGACCUUCAGGGCAGAGUUUGCAUUACCAACUGUUGUUAUUGUGGAGAGAGAAGUUGGAGAUUCAAUGCUGUAACGUAUUUGCGUUCGUGUAUGCAAUUUAGGGCUACAAGGCGUUUGAUUUCCACCAAUUCGCUCUGACGAAGGGCUAACGCUCGAAACAGCUGCUUUAAAACUAUUUACGGAGGCCAAUUUACGUCAUAAACUCAGUUGAUAAAACUUAAUUACCCUGAUUUCCAUUUAGUCGAUUAAUCAUGUAGGCUGAUAAGCGUAAAAAAAGUGCAAGAAUUAGAAGGAUGAAGAUAUCGACUUUGAAUUUAAGUGCAACUGAUUUCUAUUCUCUGAAAAGAGCUAUUGUUGUUUAAAUUAGUCUGGAUUACAUUGGGCUGGCUCACGACGCCAUGAAAUUGGUCAAGAAAUUCGCAAGAUAUUGGCUUUCCGAUUUGUUAAAGUAUAUCCACAGGUGUGCGUUGACGUUCAUAAACGUAUGUUUUUCUACUUUUAAACCUCCCGUUCAAUCGUAAGUGAGGUAAAACAAAAAGUAAACGCACGUUUCGAAAAGACCCACUAUUGUGUAUCGAUGCAAACGUUUUGCAAUAGUGUCUACCUUUGUUUGCGAGUGCGCAGAAAGCUUUGCCUACGUUUAACCCUUAAAACCCCAAGAGUGACUAAUUUCUCCUCACAAUAUCAGCCCUGAAUCAAACAUUAGGUAACGAGAAUAUAGGAAAUGAUCACCAUAUCAAAUGAAUAAAGCAUGGAUCGAGAACAUGCUUACUGGUGUUAGGAUACAAAGGGUUAAGAAUGUAGACGUCUACAUGAAAUCAUGACUUCAGUUUGAAACCUAAAAUAAAUUGAACAUACAUUGCUUACUCACAUUCUAAGGCGGUCGAGGCAUUUAGUAAGUGUUAACCCUUAAAACGCUAAGAGUGACCAGCAUCAAAUUUCUCCCCACAAUAUCACCACUGAAUCACACGUUAAUGUCAUGAGAAUAAAGGAAAUGAUCACCAACGAAAGAAGCCUUUGAUUGAUAAACAAAUUCUCCUUAUCAGCACCUUAGGAAAUGUAUAAAGAGCAGUAUGGAGAAUAUGCAUACUGAUUUUAGAGUGUAAAAGCUCCUAGUGGCUCCCUGAAUAGCAUUUUAAUUAGCCGUUGUAAUCAUUUAGCGUUUGGUUAUACAACACUCGAAAGACGCUUUGUAAGUGACGGUUUUCCUUCUCAUCUUUCAACAGGCGUUAGCAGCAUGGUAUUCUAUUAUACCUCUCUCAACCUGUCUGAAUUACAAAACUGGUACAGUAAAAACCUUAACAUGACGGUGACGAGUGGGGUGGACAAGAUCGAUUGGGUGAUAACGCUGACCGCUGCUAAAGGCACUGUGGAGUUUCGUCCAUUCCAUCCUAGAAACAUGACCUAUAACCCAGCUUCUUUCAUUCCGCACUUACUGGAAGAAUUUGAUGGACAUGGCCUGUCAUAUACGUUUAAUUUCAACACAUCCACCGAAGUGGACAGGUGAGAUAUUUACAGUAUCAUUCGGCUCGCUUUGCAAAGAUGCAAAAAAGAAAGAAUCCUGAGUUCUGAUCGGUUAACUGAGCUCUUGUAGCCGGCUUACAUAUCUCUAGGAUCGAUUUCCGCCGUUUUCACGAGUCCGAUCUUCGAUCCUCUCACGAAGGAACGGCUGUGAUUUCGGGAAUUGAGCGCAGACUCGUUUCCCGAACAGCGGCUGGUAAUCGAGCCUAACAUUAUUCUUCUUUACCUCUGGGCAAUUUUUUUCAUAGUAACCGAGUACUAUAGUUACUUGAAAUGUUGUGGAAGGUUACUUAGUAAUGCUAAGAGAUAAGAAUGAGGUGUCAGCAGAAACCGCUAGCGCUCGCAUUCAUCAUUGUCACUCUUUCUAUUUUAAGGCUUUCGUGUGGCCCUGGGAAAGGACUAAGAAGGCCCUCAGGGCUGAGUUUGCAUUAUUGUUGUUGUUGUUGUUUUUACGCACAUUUGCGCAUAUCUUGGUCCGAUAUUAACAAAAGCAGAACUCUUGGAUAUGUUGCAGGUGGUGCCAGUACCUUGAAGGCCGCAAUCUGAACCUAAAGCGACCAUUAGGCUGGGUGGGUGGGCAUAGAAGAUGCGCAAUAGAUGACCCAAAUAGUGUGGUAAUAAACAUAGCCACCCCUGGAUGGAACGAGUACGAAGAAGAGGUGAACUGCCCGGUCGAAACGAAAUCCGAAGCUCCAGGGAUUGUGAAAGGAGCCAGCAUCUUGUCCGUGGCUGUAGCGCUUCUUAUUUCAGUCUUGCCUUUUUAG
This is a messenger RNA of Pocillopora meandrina, 6321 nucleotides long. The record is from the annotation of a GenBank genome assembly. NCBI's taxonomy places the organism in Eukaryota, Metazoa, Cnidaria, Anthozoa, Scleractinia, Pocilloporidae.